ACAUAUUUCUAAGUAAUCACGCACCACAGAUAGAAACAGUGGUUAUGAUAACUAGAUAAUCCUCAAUGGAUCCUAGCUUCCACAAAUUUUCGUUUGUUUCUUUCAGUGUGAUUCUGAGAUAUGUUCAAUUAUAAAUAUACAUGUUGCGACGAUUUCUUACUUACUUAUGAGGUUACCCUAACAACACUGCAUUUCCCUUAAUUCAGCUUUAUUUUUCCGGUUUUGUUGUUUUGUUUUCUAUUUAUACUAUUUACUUUUGUCUAGAGUACUAAAAGCUAUUUUUUUUUUCAUAUUAGAAAGAGCCAGUGAUUUCAUAAAUGUAAAGAUGACAAUUACUAAUGAGGAAUAUGACACGAGUCUCACGGACGAAGAGAGCGGAAGAUACCACAACCUCUUAGAGCGUGUUAUUGAAGCGGUCGGAAAUCUCUUCAGAACUGAUAAGAAUUUCAAAAGCGUUGAAAUCCUACGUUUCGAAAGAGGCAGUGUGGUAGUAAUUUUCAGUUUAAGAUUCGAGCGAACAGUAAAUACUGACAACAUUAUUUCUGUCCUGAAGGACGCCGCGCGAGACAGAAAACUUGGUAAAUUCAAAAUAGAUCCAUUAUCGAUCACGGCACUUCAAGAUGCCAUUUUUCCAGUAACAAGUUCGCCGAAGGUAUCCUCCUCAGGUAUUUGACUAUAAUUAUUUAAAGACUCUUCAAAAUUUUUCGCGUGGUUUAAACGGCAGAAUACCUAUGCCUGGUCUGGCCCCAAUAACGAAAGCAUUUAAGCUUAAUCCUUGCGGAAUAGACGAUGAGGGUCUCCCAAGGGGUGUCCUUGUUCCCUUGUUCCCUUCCAAAAUUGUCCUAUGUUCCCACACUGUUUCCUUAUUUGUUCCCCGUUUAAUAAAUUUGCUUGCCACUUAUCGUCGCCCUACAUUUCAUACAUACAUACAUACAUACUUUAUUGAGACUCCCUUCAACAGGGCUUUUCGGUCACAAUGUUAAGUGCCACUAUGAUCAAAA
Messenger RNA from Stylophora pistillata, 1001 nucleotides. Its product is annotated as igLON family member 5-like. Gene Ontology annotation, cellular component: cell-cell junction; plasma membrane. Gene Ontology annotation, biological process: cell-cell adhesion. Gene Ontology annotation, molecular function: cell adhesion molecule binding. The record is from RefSeq and is a predicted model, not a curated record. NCBI's taxonomy places the organism in Eukaryota, Metazoa, Cnidaria, Anthozoa, Scleractinia, Pocilloporidae.